Suillus discolor is the source of this 674-nucleotide messenger RNA. RefSeq lists its product as uncharacterized. The transcript is spliced from 4 exons. Lineage: Eukaryota; Fungi; Basidiomycota; Agaricomycetes; Boletales; Suillaceae. Bases 235 to 405 code for a protein of 56 amino acids. The record is from RefSeq and is a predicted model, not a curated record.
UAGUGCUGCCGCGGUCCGGUCCAGAACCACGGUUCGAACCGGACUUUUGGUCCGGUUCUCUGUGGUUCGGUCCAUGGUUCCCUCACCAGCCAGAACCGGACCGGAAAGCAGUUCUGGGUUCUGGACCUUCACUAGUGGUCCGGUUCUGAUUCGACUUUCCCGAACCUUCCCGAACCGUUCCUUGACCUUCGAAUUCCCUUGACUUCGACACCAACCACGACGACGUCAGUGUCCAUGUCGACAUCAAAACACCGUCUUCGAGAUUUGCAUUAUUUGUUAAUCAGGCUACUGUUAGCCUUUUUGAAGAUAUCUACUUGUUCUAGUCUAUAUGCUUCCUGGAUAGUCAUGAUCCUCCACCGGUUCUCAACUCUAACAGAUCUCCUUGGAUAUUGUCGCUCUGUCUAGUUCUUGACCCUAACUAUAAGUUAGCAUACGUCGAACAGCGAUGGACUGUGACGAAGGUCGCAAACGGGAGGGCUCGUCUUGAGGCAGUGUUUGACAAAUAUUAUCAAGCGCCUCCAGCCCCAGGACCACAUCCCAAGGAGCCAGAGGCCACAUCAUCAACAAUGAAAGCUUCGAUCUUUCUCCAGCGCGGGCAUCACAUCAACUCUGCGCCGCAACGCACUCGCAUCAUCCACUUUCUCCGCGCUACAAUUGAUGAAGGCAGCCUAUAA